UGAGGGACAUACUGGAAUUCACUGAACGACGUCGUUUUAGUCGACCGCGGUUGCGUAAGCGCUGGUGCGGCAAGGUAAUAGCUGCAGAGAAAUGAAACUCGUCUUUGGCAAGGUUUCCGUAGUCUGAUCUUCCUUCCCAUCGGAAAUUCACAUAAUCGCCAGAAAAAAAUGGGUUUAAUAACCCAUAGAAACCUCCAGUUAUUCAAGAUCCGGUACCGAAACCGAAACCGAAACGUAAUUUCAAGAACCAGAAUCUGCAAUCUCAAAUUCAAUUCUUUCUGCACCACUAACCAACACGACAACACAGCCAAAGAAAUCAGUAGAUUGUUGAAGCAAAACAACUGGCAAUACCUCAUAGAGUCCUCAUCAAUAUCGAAUACGCUAAACCCAGACGUGGUUCUCUCAGUUCUUAAACAAAACCAGGUGAACGAUCCUAAACGCCUCUAUGGUUUCUUCAACUGGGUUCAUUCUAGAAUUGUUGUCCCUCAAAAUAUUUAUUCGUUUUCGAUUCUUGCAAUAAUUCUGUGCAAUUCGCGGCUUUUUGCUCCCGCGAAUAGCGUCUUGGAACGAAUGAUUGAGACCCAUAAGCCGCAUUUGGAGAUUUUGGAUUCAAUUCUUAAGUGUUGUAGAGAGCUCAAUGGGAGUAAUAUAGUGGUUUUUGAAAUUUUGAUCAAUGCUUAUAAAAAGAAGGGGUUUCUCAACGAGGCUGCUAGUGUCUUUCUAGGAGCUAAAAAUCAUGGCUUUGUGGUUGAUGUGGUGUGUUGUAAUUCAUUGUUGAAGGAUUUGUUGAAGGGUAAUAGAUUGGAGUUGUUUUGGAAAGUGUAUAAUGGGAUGUUAGAGGCUAAGGUGGAUCCCGAUGUGUACACUUAUACAAAUUUAAUAAAUGCACAUUGCAAAGUGGGGAAUGUUAAGGAUGGUAAAGGGUUACUUUUUGAUAUGGAGGAGAAGGGUUGUAGUCCUAGUUUGGUUACUUACAAUGUGGUGAUCGCUGGUUUCUGCAGAGCUGGGGCUGUGGAUGAAGCUUUUGAGUUAAAGAAGUCUAUGGUUGAUAAGGGCUUGGCCGCAGAUAAUUAUACUUAUGCUACACUUAUCGAUGGACUUUGUAAACAGAAGAAAUCUAAAGAGGCAAAACUGUUGUUGGAGGAGAUGUGUAGCAUAGGUUUGAAACCUGAUCACAUUGCUUAUACUGCUCUGAUUAAUGGGUUCUUGAAACGGGGUGAUAUAACUGAAGCUUUCCAGGUUAAGGAGGAGAUGCUUGCUAAUGGAAUUAAGUUAAAUGUUUUCACUUUUAACACGCUUAUCCAGGGGUUAUGCAAAGUUGGUGACAUGGAGAAGGUGAAAGCUCUUUUCAGUGAAAUGAUUGAGAUGGGCAUAAAACCUGAUACCCAAACAUAUACUUGUUUGAUGGAUGGGUAUUAUAAGGAGCAAAAUAUGGUAAAGGCCUUUGAGUUACUGAUUGAGAUGAAGAACAAGAACUUGGCACCAACUGUGUACACUUACGGUGUUGUAAUCAAUGGUCUGUGCCGCUGCGGAGAUCUCAAACGGGCAAAUAGAGUGUUUCAAGAGAUGAUUUCUCCGGGAUUUAAACCAAAUGCUGUAAUAUACACAACUUUAAUAAAAGGCCAUGUCCAAGAAGGUGCAUUUGAUGACGCAAGAAAGAUUUUAGAAGUUAUGAAGGAGCAAGGGGUAGCACCUGACGUCUUCUGCUACAAUACUGUCAUAAUUGGACUCUGCAAGGCUGGAAAAAUGGAAGAAGCAAGGAAGUACCUGGUCGAAAUGGUUCAGAAUGGAUUAAAACCAAAUGUUUAUACUUAUGGGGCUCUUAUUCAUGGAUAUUGCAAGGCUGGGGAAAUGCAAGGAGCUGACAGUUGCUUUACAGAGAUGCUAGGUUGUGGUGUAGCACCAAAUGAUGUUGUUUAUGCAGCCUUGAUUGGUGGGUGCUGCAAGGAGGGUAACACCACUGAAGCUUUUGCAAAAUUUAGAUGUAUGCUUGAGCAAGGAGUGCUUCCUGAUGUGCAAACUUAUAGUAUUCUCAUCCAUGGCCUUUCGAGUAAUGGGAAACUCAAGGAAGCAAUGGAGGUUUUUUCUGAACUUCUUGACAAGGAUCUGGUUCCUGAUGUCUUUACUUACAGUUCUCUCAUUUCUGCCUUUUGCAAGCAAGGUGACUUAAAGAUGGCCUUUGAACUUCAUGAGGAUAUGUGCCAAAAAGGUAUCAAUCCAAACAUUGUCUCAUACAAUGCCUUGAUCGAUGGACUUUGCAAGUUGGGCGACAUUGGGAGAGCUCGGGAACUGUUUGAUGGAAUUCCAAGAGCACGUUUGGCUCGCAGUUGUGUGACUUAUGCUACAAUUAUAGAUGGAUAUUGCAAAUCCGGAAAUUUAGCUGAGGCAUUUCAGUUGUUUGACAGGAUGACAAUGGAGGGGGUUCCUCCUGAUGGCUUUGUCUACUGUUCCCUAAUUGAUGGAUGUUGCAAAAAUGGAAAUAUGGAGAAGGCUCUAUACUUGUUCUUGGAAAUGGUGGAUAAGGGCAUUGCUUCUACUUCUGCUUUCAAUGCUUUGAUCGAUGGCUUUUGCAGGUCGGGGAAGUUGAUUGAAGCUUACCAUUUGUUGGAAGACAUGGUUGGCAAGCAUAUCACACCAAAUUAUGUGACCUACACAAUUUUGAUUGAAUAUCAUUGCAAGGCAGGAACGAUGAAAGAAGCAGAGCAGCUCUUUCUAGAGAUGGAGAAAAGGAAUUUGAUGCCAAAUGUUUUAACUUACACAAUGUUAUUACACGGUUACAACUCUCUAGGGAAUAGAUCCAAGAUGUAUGCCCUUUUUGAUGAGAUGAUUGCAAGAGGUAUUGAGCCUGAUGAUGUGGUUUGGAGUAUGAUGGUUGAUUCUUACCUGAAAGAAGGUAACUGGAUUAAAGCUUUAAAACUGGUUGAUGACAUAAUGCUAAAGGGUGUGAAUGUGAGCAAAAAAGUGUAUAAUGUACUAAUUGAUGCUCUAUGCAAACAUAAUAAUGUUUCUGAAGUGUUGAAAUUACUUGAUGAGAUUGAAGAGCAAGGCUUUAAGCUAAGUCUUGCUACUUGUAGAACGCUAGUUUGUUGUUUUCACAGAGCAGGAAGGACAGAUAAAGCAGCGAAGGCUCUAGAGAGCAUGGUUAGGUUUAAAUGGGUUCCAGAUUCCAUUUUGUUAUGUGAUUUAUUGAAUGAAGACAGUACGAAUUCUGUGAAUGCUGAUGAUUUCUCAAAGCAAACAUUUGAUGUUGCUUGUCAGGUGCAAGCCUGAUUAUCAGAGAAGAUUGUGUUCCUCUGAACUGUCUCUAUCUACAGCUCCAUGGGAUUUGAUUAGUGCUGUUUUUAGCAACGUGUUAAAGGGGGUCGAGCUUGGUGCUUUGGUUUAUACAUGUAGCUUUCUCCUUCUGGAACACGUCAAGGUGGAAACUGUCAAACAAAAGGCCUUUGGCACUCAAAAAGCAGAAGAUGGAUUGCCCUCUUGCUGCCCUUUCUAGGAUUUUUUUCUAAAUAGGUAAAAUAUUUGGCAUGGUAAUGGUACUUUUUACAUUGUUUAUUAAUGCAUUUUCUCUCUAUCCCAAAAAAAGAAAAAUUGCAGUUUCUCUUGCCGGGUGCUUAGGAAGAUCUUUCAGUUAGUUACUGCCACAUCUUUUUCCCCUCAUAUGUACAAAGUAUUUUUAAGCUACUGGAAUUGGUUUAAUAUAACUGCCACAUCUUUCAGUUGCAUUAUGCUAUGUAAUGGGUGAUGUUUUGGGGCAUGCCUUUACCGACAGUUUGGCCUUAUAGGUAUUUGUUCUAACUGCUGGUUGGCAUGGAGCAGAUUAAGGAGCAAGGAGAGAAAAAGGAAGAGAAGAGGAUUAAACAGAGGUUAAGAGAUUGUGAAGUUGACUUAAUUUUGUCAUUUGCCUCUAAUGCAGAUGGGGAUAGAGGUUCGGAUUAAAGCAUUAAACUCUAACAAGUGGUUGGACAACCAUGUCUUGAGUUGAAGUGCGAGGACAAAACUAGUAUCCUUUUCUCAAAGCAGGACUGGGAAUAAUAUUUGCCAAAGCUUUAUGUACUCAGUAAUCACUGGUAAAAUUCAAAUUAGAAUGUUUGAUUCUCAGUUUGUUGCAAUGAUACAAAGACAGCAAGCAGAAAUCUAAUUAUAACUGGUUCAUAGUGUUGAAAAUACAUAGUACAAGUAUAAUUUUUUCUUUUUUAAAUACAAUUGGUUCUGAUUGAGAUUCAAA
Molecule: messenger RNA, 4225 nt
Organism: Hevea brasiliensis (rubber tree)
Lineage: Eukaryota; Viridiplantae; Streptophyta; Magnoliopsida; Malpighiales; Euphorbiaceae
Product: pentatricopeptide repeat-containing protein At5g61990, mitochondrial
Exons: 2
Coding region: 169-3270 (1033 amino acids)
Molecular function (GO): protein binding
Source: RefSeq, a predicted model, not a curated record